UCUGAGGCCAUGUCGUUAUAGCACGUGCUAACCUCUAAUAUGCUCAUGCAUUGAAUAGCGUGUGUGAUGCUGGGAACCAGGAAUAACAUGCAAUCGUAGAGACAGAGUUGCCCUACCCCUACUGACAGAUACUACUCGGUGUUCUAACGUACAUCAUAUCCUAACAUUGAUGGGAGUGUUUGGCGAGGAUGUGCUAACAGACCUGCCCGUCAGUGUAUCGACGAGUACAUAGAUCUUCCACCAUUGUAAAGGAAAGGGUUGGAUCGAUUAGGCGGAUAUGACUGGUGAAGGAGGCUGUCGGAGACAAUGCCUUGUUAAUUAGGCUCAACAUUAAUCUACGAGGAGCCUAUCCCACCCACGACAUGAUGUCGGUUGCCACGGUGUUGCCGAUGGAGGGAGGAGAAACACCUAGCCCUGGGCGAGGGAGACGGGUGGGAAGCACAUCCACGUAUAGUCGUCAAAGUGUUUCAACGAUCGGUUCGACCGCUGGACGGAGCAGUACAUCCACAAAUGGACGGGGAAGUGUAUCAACAACCGGAAGAGGAAGUACGUCACGGCCCCCUAACGAUGUUGACCUCGUUUAUAUCCAGUCCCUCACCAAUCACCAAAUAGACAAGUGGAAAUCUCUGUUCGAGACAGUAGACCGGACAGGCGGUGGGGAGAUGACGGUUGAAGACUUUGAGCGUGUGCUGCAGGACCCCGAAUUUUAUCCUGACCUAGACAGACAUACUGCUGAGGUCCUGAUGAUGAAGUGUCUGGAGCCAAAUCGUCAGUUUAUAUCCUACCAGGAGUUCAUCAAUAUUAUGAGUAAUAAAAGAAAUCCUAGUUUCCGACUCGCCAUAGAGACACAGGGUAAGGAACACUUUCUACUGACCAGUCAGUAUCCAAGCAACACUACAUUUUUCCGCGGAAUGGUGCGCUACGUAGCCGAGCAGUACCUGACGGACGAGUUGGAUAGACAGUACUACGCAGACAAGUACAGUUGUUGUCCACCCCCACUAUUCAUCCCGUUUAUAACUAUGGCAGAGGUGGGUUUCUUUGUGUACCACUGUUUGGAGGCCAACAACAUCAGUCCUACCGGCCCAGUCCCCGUGGAGAGCGUCUUUAUCUACCGUCCAGACCGCCGUCUCCAGCUAUGGAGGUUUAUCUUCUAUAUGUUUAUACAUGCCGGAUGGGUACAUUUAUUUUUCAACAUGUUGGUACAAAUCAUCGUUGGUAUUCCCUUGGAGAUGGUCCACGGAUCUUUCCGGAUUGCACUCGUUUAUCUUGCCGGAGUUCUGGCAGGAUCUCUAGGUACUUCCGUGUUCGACAUUAAAGUCUAUUUAGUGGGGGCCUCGGGAGGGGUGUACGCGUUAUUGGCAGCUCAUCUAGCGAAUGUUAUGCUGAAUUACACACACAUGGAGUUUGGCAUAUUGAAAUUGGCAGCUGUUCUCAUUGUUGCUAGCGCAGAUGUUGGCUUCGCUAUAUGGGACCGAUAUUCCAGUUUAGACAAGGCACCGCCUGUCGGAUACACUGCUCAUCUUAUGGGAGCAUUGGCAGGAUUAACCAUGGGACUUGUAGUUUUGAAAAACUUCGAACAAAAACUUCACGAGCAGUACUUAUGGUGGAUAUCACUAUCCAUAUACCUUGUUUGUUUUGCAUUCGCCAUUUUCUGGAAUGUGUUUUAUUAUUGAUUCUCUCAGGAGCUCUUCAUCGACAUCAUCAACGUCAUUAUCGUCAUCAUCAAAAACGUCAUCGUCUAUUCUGUUGUUGACUCAGGUACCGCCAUAUGGUCAUGUGACUUGAGUAGUCAGCCAUUUCGUAUGGUCAUGUGACUGGAAUAGUCAGCCUCGCCGUAUGGUUAAUGUGACUGGAAGUAGUCAGCCUCGCCGUAUGGUCGUGUGACUGGAGUAGUCAGGCUCGCCGUAUGGUCAUGUGACUGGAGUAGUCAGCCUCGCCGUAUGGUCAUGUGACUGGAGUAGUCAGGCUCGCCGUAUGGUCAUGUGACUGGAGAUGUCAGGCUCGCCGUAUGGUCAUGUGACUGGAGAAGUCAGCCUCGCCGUAUGGUCAUGUGACUGGAGAAGUCAGCCUCGCCGUAUGGUCGUGUGACUGGAGAAGUCAGCCUCGCCGUAUGGUCAUGUGACUGGAGAAGUCAGCCUCGCCGUAUGGUCAUGUGACUGGAGAAGUCAGCCUCGCCGUAUGGUCGUAUGACUGGAGAAGUCAGCCUCGCCGUAUGGUCAUGUGACUGGAGAAGUCAGCCUCGCCGUAUGGUCAUGUGACUGGAGAAGUCAGCCUACUGCCCGAUGUUUUGUACAAUAUGCUUACAGAAGCUUUCAGAUCUGUGCUUUAUGACAUUUUUACUACCGAACAGACCAGGAGGAAAGGGUCUUUAACUUUUGUUUCUGGAUCAAACAUAGCUGUGGCCGAUAUAGAUUUGUAGUCCUUUCCCACUCGUAAACUUUCGAUUAGAAUCAGCCUUGAACAUUAAUUACUUAACUGCUUCAACUAAACGAGCUCUUCUUUGGUUAUGUCGAUGGAUAUUAACCUACGAGAUUCUGCAUUAUCACUCAAAAGUUAAUUCAUAAGAAAUAUCAAGUAGAAAUCUACGUGUAAACAAAACCAUAAUUUUACCAAACGUGAAUGAAGCAAGACCAAUAUAUCAACACAGGAACCAUUUAUAAAAGUACAAGGGGAAUUCAAAUUAGGUGUUACGGGCGAUACUUGCCUUCUGCCAUCACUAACUGCCUUAUGUCUUUGGCUAGGUAAUGAGAUCUUUAAUAUUGAAUCAACUGUGUCAUGUAAAUUGGGGAAGCAUGAGUGUUUCUGUCAGGAAAUGGAAAGAUUAUACCAUCAUAUUAUUGACCUAAUUUAUCGGUGUAUUGGAGUUGGUCACACUGCAAACCACUAAUGUAGGAGAUUGUCAAAAAACAAUUUCGGCCAAGUGAAAGGCAGUUUUUACGUGGAUAUGCCAAUAUAUCUGUUUGAAUAUAUAUGGACAUCAAAUGAUAUAGUCAACUAGGAUUUCAAGCAUUUUUAAGAUUUCACUUUCCACAUAUCUUCCGUCUCUGAUCGUACAUGUGGCAGUGGAGUAAAUAUUCGUUAAUCUGUGAUGGCUCUCCGUUGCUGUGUGGAAUGAAAACAAACUAAGUUCUUUGUCAUAAUGAGAUGUCCAUGGACUCAACGCCCCAGUUUCAUCAACAACACAUAACUGAAGGAAACCACUUAGCUUAAAACGUUCCAUAGGCUUGUAUGAUUGGAUUUAAGUAAAGCGUCUUAAUGUAGUUAAGGAUUUUUUUUUAAUUAUAUGAUGCUUUCUCAUGGAAAAAAGGUUAUAUUAAGGAAUUAACUGGGGUCAGCUUAGAGAGUGUUUUUCUAUAUAUCCACGGACAUAAAAAACCACUGGAUAGUUUGUUACUGUGCUGAGUGUAAUGGAUUUGGUUUGGUAAUCAUAUUUUGGUAAAUUAUUGGAAUAUUUACCUGCUUUGGUAUGUAUAAUUGAUUUACUAGGUUUGUUGACAGCGGUACAUUGUUUCAUUAUGCACGGUAAGUGUUUGUGCUAGUUUAUUUGAAAUAUCUAUCGGACUGUAAACAAACCCUUCGUAUUAAUAUGCAGAUUGAUAUUACGUAUUGAAACCUUUGGUACAUCUUCACGUGAUACCUAUUAAUAUUACGUUUUGCUGUGCAGCGUUGUGUCGUUCUGUGUUUCGUUAUUGUUGCUUUGAAGAUAAAAUAUUGGAAGAGUAGGUUUUGUUUAGGGAAUUGUGACCAGAGAACAUUUUAAUGUCAUUUUUUAAAUAAUGAAUGAGUAUGAAUUACAACAUAAUUUAAACAGUUUUAUAUUUCAUGAAAAAACGUAAUCAUGUAUGUCAGAAAUAUUACACAACACUGUGUAAUAUUACGAUGAGGCCUUCACGACCUGGUUGUCAACUGAAAGAACAAGACACCCAGAACAGUUUUUGACACUCGUCUUUGUAAUAUGGUAUGCAUUUUUAUGUGCGAUAUCAAUAUGUCAUCAUGAUUAGAUUGCAAUUCCAGACAUUUUAAGUUACAAAUACAUACAUAAUUUAUAUAUACUGGUAUAUACACGUAUGGUACAUUACACCCACAAUGCACUGUAACAAUUAGUGUACAUACCAUAUAAGGAGACAAAUCUAUGUGUGAUAUAAACACUAUGAUACUUGUAUCAACUCUAUAUAUUACUCUCUACUGUUAGAUCUGUACAACUGUAUUUAUUACUCUCUACUGUUAUAUCUGUUGAGUGGACAUGAGAUCAGGAUUUAGACCAAAGAAUGUUAAUGAUGAUAUAUUUAAUGUGGACAUAUUACUUAUUGUAUUUUAUUUGUUAUUAUUUAGAUAUUUAUAUCAGUUCCGAUGCUAGAUACUGUGCUCUUGUGGUAUUUGCAUGGGGCACGUUGAUUGUGAACGUCACAGAAGCUGUCAUACAUGAAAGUUAUUAUCUACCUGAUCCCCAAGAAGACACAUUUCCAAAUUAAACAUUUUUCUUUCAUUGGAAAUGUCGCUUCAUCUUGUUCCAAAUACAUCAAAUGGGGGUGUAUUCCAUGGUCCUACCAUAACGAGAAAACGGUGGGUUUUUUCUUUCUCGUUUUAUACACUGUUGACUCAAGUACUAACCUCCGCAUGAUCAAUGAAAACAUAUAUUUAUGAUCAAUGCAUACAAAAUAAUGUCAGAUAAGUUUUUGAUUUAAAAUCACUCACGAUAUGAUCUAGAAUUUAUGUAUAUAUAAUGCGAUUUAAUGAAAAGGUAAUAUACUUGUGACUAAAUAAAUAACUUACAGUUGGU
Messenger RNA from Pecten maximus, 4780 nucleotides. RefSeq names its product rhomboid-related protein 3-like. Gene Ontology annotation, molecular function: calcium ion binding; serine-type endopeptidase activity. The record is from RefSeq and is a predicted model, not a curated record. Bases 363 to 1673 code for a protein of 436 amino acids. NCBI's taxonomy places the organism in Eukaryota, Metazoa, Mollusca, Bivalvia, Pectinida, Pectinidae. The transcript has 10 exons. Gene Ontology annotation, cellular component: membrane.